AUGACGGAGACCAAACGAUCCAGCGGCACCAUCAAGUGGUUCAGCGCCAGAAAGGGCUUCGGUUUCGUCGCUCCCGAUGACGGCGGCGAGGAUCUGUUCGUCCACCAGACCUCCAUCCAAUCCGAAGGCUUCCGGACCCUCUUCGACGGCCAGGCGGCCGAAUUCUCCGUCGAUUUCGCGGAGGACGGCCGCUCCAAGGCCGUCGAUGUCGCUGCCAUCUCCAGAUCUCGCCGCCCUCCUCCGCGCGGUGGCGGAGGCAGGGGAUUCCACGCCAGGAGAGGCAGAGGCGGCGGAGGCUACGGAAGAGGGAUGAGAGGCGGUGGCCGGUCCGGUGGAGGCGGGUACGGGGAUGGUGGUGGUGGGGGCGGCGGGGAGUGUUACAAUUGUGGGCGAUUUGGUCAUUUAGCUAGGGAUUGCUACAGCGGCGGCGGAAGAGGAAGCCGAAGGUACGGCCGCGGUGGUGGAUAUUCCGGUGGGAGAGGCGGAGGCGGAGAAUGUUACAGGUGUCGAAUCUGGAAUCAAGAGGGAGAGAGAGUCGUCGGAUCGGGUUCUGGGUUCGAGAAGGAGAAGGAGUCACCGGAUCGAGUUCUGGGUCUCCACAACGGCAGCGGCGGCGGCGACAGAGGAGUUCAGAAAGGCGCUGGCUGGGCGAGCAGCAAAUACAUCGCUCCUGCCCUCUCUCCGGUGACGGCAUGGUCCAUAUCAACAAAUCGAGAAAGUGAUGAGGGGAUUUCAUAG
Messenger RNA from Linum tenue, 738 nucleotides. NCBI's taxonomy places the organism in Eukaryota, Viridiplantae, Streptophyta, Magnoliopsida, Malpighiales, Linaceae. The record is from the annotation of a GenBank genome assembly.